CACUCGAGGUUUCCUCGUUCGCAUAUACUUGCUUUCCUCCUCAUUAUUGUACGCCCCGCGCUGUCGCUCCCCCCUCUCCUCACAUCGACAACCCUAGCCCUCGUCGGAUCUCUCGCCCCGUCGGCGUUCUGCGCUUCUCUUGUCCUUCGCGACCAAGUUUAGUUGAUCGUGUCUCUUGUGAAUUUGGAGGGUCCAUGCUGCACUAGAAUCCAUCAGCACCUAUCAAAAAGAGUAAAGUAGUGAAGCGGUGAAACACAGACUCAAGUAGUAAUACGUAAACAUUUAAUAACUUGAGUUCUUUUGGGUAUAUGGAUUGUACAAGUACUUGAUAGAUCAGGAAUUCUUGGACAUUAUGCUUUUGUCUGAUGACAUGGUUGACUACUUUUCAUUGUUCAUUUGAUCCUCACUUUACCGGCUGAUUCUAUUAUAUCUUUCGAGUUCUCCGAAAUGGACCGUUGUGAUACAUCAGGAUUUGUUAGUGGAGGCUGAAGGAUCUCAUUUUAGUAACUAACAUUAACAUUGUCAUCAUUUAAUUCCAGAAGUUGGACUUAAGUUUUUUUCCCCAAUCAGAAUUGGUGGAUUUAAGAAGUCUCUUGACAAUAAUGGAUAAUGGCUAUCUGAAUCUUGGCUCUGCUGCAAACCUAUUCACUUUAAGUACUUGUGACUUCCCUAGCAGGGUUCAGUUAAGAGAAGAUAGCACUGAUGUGACAUUACGACUUAACUCCCCUAGUUCUUCUUCUCUUUACAGCUCCAAAAUAAAAGGGGCAAAAAGGAUGUGGGGUUAUAUGAAUGGUAAUAAGGGUUCAGAGCAUCCCCUACUUGCUCUUGGGUUAGGGCAGUCAUUAAAUCCUUCAGAUAGCAAGACGAGCUCAAUAAUUCUUUGCAAGACUUCAACAGGCGAAACUGAUGAACACUCCAUUGAGUUAGGACUGGAUUUUCAGCCAAAUGUUCGGAAUGUGAAAAAAUCGAAUCCUUCCAAUUCCUUGUUUGCUACAGUCAAUGCUUCUCAUACUGAAAAUGUGAUUGACCUCGAGUUAAGUCUAUCAGUUGGGCCAUCUGAAUCGGUUAUGACCAGUAUCAAGCCCAUCCUGUCCCAACACCAGGGUAGCUUGGAGACUUCAGAAAUGGUAAGUUCAGUGCCAACCACUGAUGAAGAAGGGACUGCAUCAUCUUCCUGGAUAGUCAACAGUUGUCUGGAACCUUCUUUGCACAAUUCAGAGACAAAUGGUGAUUUUACUUCAAGUAAGAAAAUUCAAAUAGAAGUUGAUCCGGUUGCUGUUGUGCCAGAACCCCCCUCAACCAUGGCACAAACAGUGAAAAGCCCAGUCGUUUGCACUUCCACAGAUGUGUGUUCACAGCAUCACACCAGUAACAUGAAAAACUGUCAGUUCCAAGGUUGUGUUAAAAGAGCAAGAGGUGCCUCUGGUCUAUGCAUAGCCCAUGGUGGGGGACGGAGGUGCCAAAAACCAGGCUGUCAAAAGGGUGCUGAAGGGAGAACCAUCUUUUGCAAAGCGCAUGGGGGUGGUCGCCGAUGCGAACACCUUGGCUGCACUAAGAGUGCUGAAGGCCGCACUGAUUAUUGCAUUGCCCAUGGUGGUGGCCGACGUUGUGGCCAUGACGGUUGCAGCCGAGCUGCAAGAGAUAAAUCUGGUUUAUGCAUCAGGCACGGAGGUGGGAAGAGGUGCCAGAGGGAGAAUUGCACCAAAAGUGCAGAAGGUUAUUCCAGACUCUGCAUCUCUCAUGGUGGUGGCAGGCGCUGUCAAUUUCCAGCAUGCUCAAAGGGUGCACAGGGGAGUACAAUGUUCUGCAAGGCACAUGGUGGGGGGAAGCGGUGUUCAUUUUCGGGGUGCACCAAGGGAGCUGAAGGGAGCACUCCCUUCUGCAAGGGGCAUGGUGGAGGAAAGCGCUGCUCAUUUCAGGGUGGAGGUGUCUGCCCGAAGAGUGUGCAUGGUGGGACCUUAUUCUGUGUUGCCCAUGGUGGUGGGAAGAGGUGCGCUAUUCUUGGGUGCACCAAGAGUGCUAGAGGACGCACUAGCUUUUGUGUGCGCCAUGGAGGGGGCAAACGAUGCAAGUCCAUGGAUUGCAGAAAAAGUGCUCAGGGAAACACUGAUUUUUGCAAGGCACAUGGAGGCGGCAAACGGUGCGCGUGGGAUCAAGCAGGCUCAAAGUUUGGCACUGGUGAUGCACCUUGUGAUAGGUUUUCCAGGACGAAAGCUGGUCUCUGUGCUGGUCACGACGCCCUAGUGCAAGAUCAUUGUGUUCGUGGUGGCGGCACCAUUGAAAUUUCUCCUACCAAGUAUCCGGCGUCCAUUAGAUCUGAGAAGAUGAAAGAUGUUGCUGUCGACGGAGGGAAGAGGGUCUUUGGCUUCUGUGCAUCAGAGACAGAGAUGCACUCUCCACUUACUCAGUGUCGGUUGGUUUCCCUUCCAGAAGGGAGGGUUCAUGGAGGGAGUCUAAUGGCAAUACUGGCGACCAGUUCAACAGGCAUCAGGAAGCAUAACUACCAUGGAAAGUACUAUUUCAGGGCAGAGUGCUCGACAUAAUAUGAAUCAGAUAUACGUGCUUGACAUAUGUUCACCUUCUGGUUUCCCUGUGUUGGAAUAAUGUAUCGGAUUUACUGAUAUUAUUUUCUAGAAUGUGAUGGUCAGCUCCGGUUCCGCGCUCACAUCCAUGAUGGGGAUUUGGGCGGGUAGAAUUGUGGUAUGUUUUGCUAGCCUUUUACUACAAUAUUGUCUACUUGUGUAUUUACUAUGGCAAACUAAGUGCUAUAUGAAAAAAUUGCAUUUAGUUUGUAUUUGAUAACCUGUAUACUAUCCUAGAUGGACAGAUUUCUAUCUUUACUAGCAAGGUUUUCUUUAAA
Molecule: messenger RNA, 2860 nt
Organism: Musa acuminata AAA Group (dessert banana)
Lineage: Eukaryota; Viridiplantae; Streptophyta; Magnoliopsida; Zingiberales; Musaceae
Exons: 3
Coding region: 603-2543 (646 amino acids)
Source: RefSeq, a predicted model, not a curated record